Ipomoea triloba (trilobed morning glory) is the source of this 1098-nucleotide messenger RNA. Its product is annotated as zinc finger A20 and AN1 domain-containing stress-associated protein 8-like. Lineage: Eukaryota; Viridiplantae; Streptophyta; Magnoliopsida; Solanales; Convolvulaceae. Gene Ontology annotation, molecular function: zinc ion binding; DNA binding. The transcript has 3 exons. The record is from RefSeq and is a predicted model, not a curated record. The coding region runs from base 208 to 714 and encodes 168 amino acids.
UCUAUACCUCCAACGCUCCAAAGCUCCUCCGCUUUUUGCACUUCCUGUUCGCUCCUAGGGUUAAGUCUCUUGAUCGAGCUAUCUAAUUUGUUUUCUCUUGAUGUUAAUUUGAGUUUUUGAUCUGCGUUUCGAUUUUUCUCGCAGGAAGUGAGAACUUCGGAAAGGGAUUUUGUUUGAUCUCGUUGGCGAACAGGAAAAUUUGCUGUCAUGGAGCAAAAUGAUGCUAGCUGCCAAGCUCCUCAAGCCCCAAUCCUUUGCGUCAAUAAUUGUGGGUUCUUUGGAACAGAAGCUACAAUGAAUAUGUGUUCCAAGUGCUACAAAGACACGAUGUUGAAGCAAGAGCAGGCAAAACUUGCUGCUACAUCUAUCGAGAACAUCGUAAAUGGGGGUUCCAGCUCCAGCGGGAAGGCGGUACAUUUCGUUGUGGGUGCAGAGGAAGACUCUGCUGUGUCCACGGUGGUGCCAACCCAAAUCUCGUGUGCACCACCCGUAAGUGACAAUGGUGAGCAGGCGAAAGAAGGCCCAAAAAGAUGCAACACUUGCAGGAAGCGCGUUGGACUAACAGGCUUCAACUGUCGAUGCGGGCAUCUUUUCUGUGCAGUGCAUCGCUACUCUGACAAACAUGACUGCCCUUUUGAUUAUCACAAGGCAGCGCAGGAUGCGAUUACCAAAGCCAACCCAGUUGUUAGGGCCGAAAAACUAGACAAAAUCUAAAGGAUUUCAAGAAUGCAAUGAUUUCUUUUGGUUUUGUAAACUGCGUACCCACCCACCCACCCUUGUUGUCUUCUCCAUGAAGACUCUGUUCUGUUGACAGUGGUUAUGAGAUGCAUAAAAGAGUAAGGGAGACCGAAGGCAAGCCUUGAUAUGGCAUCAAGCAGAUCCGAGGAAUACAAUGCCCGUGUUAAGCUGCCCAGGUAUUAUGUUAUGGUUCUGUUCCAUCUGCAGUGCUUUUGUGUUUUUUGUGCUUUGGUUUGUCGGACACUAGUGUGAUUUCUCUCUAAAUGUAGCAGCUCCUAAAGCCAAUAAGGAAUUAUAUUUAAACUUAGUUUCUCAGUCCUAUUCAAAUUUGAUUUAAUUGCAAGUUGCUACUUGAUGGUC